Messenger RNA from Orbilia oligospora ATCC 24927, 1245 nucleotides. RefSeq lists its product as uncharacterized. Bases 1 to 1245 code for a protein of 414 amino acids. Gene Ontology annotation, cellular component: mitochondrion. Lineage: Eukaryota; Fungi; Ascomycota; Orbiliomycetes; Orbiliales; Orbiliaceae. The transcript is spliced from 2 exons. The record is from RefSeq and is a predicted model, not a curated record. Gene Ontology annotation, biological process: biotin biosynthetic process. Gene Ontology annotation, molecular function: biotin synthase activity; 2 iron, 2 sulfur cluster binding.
AUGCGGUCAUUUGUCGUCCCCAAUAGCUUCAACCUAUUACAGAUAGCUAGGCUGCGCCCGACAGUCAACGCAUUCGAGUCUGCUGUUCAUCCAAUAAAGCAAGUUCGCAAGGGCACAGCCUUCGCCGCACCUGCAGCUUCGGACCCUGAACAACAUUCUGAGUUAGUCCAAGAUUUCACCAGACAACAGAAUGCAAAGAGAAUUUUACAAGAAGCUGUAGCAGCAACAGCUCCGAGGCAGAAUUGGACCAGACAAGAGAUUUCUGCUAUUUAUUAUCAGCCAUUGUUGGAGCUGGCGCACCAAGCGAGCCUGGUUCAUCGCCGAUUCCACAGUCCCGGCGAAGUCCAAUUAUGCACUCUCAUGAACAUCAAAACCGGUGGCUGCACUGAAGAUUGUUCAUACUGCGCCCAAGCAACACGUUACCAGGAUGGUACUGGCCUAGAGGCCAAGCGCGUGGAAACCGUCGACUCUGUUUUUAGAGCUGCCAGAAUCGCGAAGGAAAACGGCAGCACACGAUUUUGUAUGGGUGCUGCAUGGCGAGAUAUGCGAGGCCGGAAGAACAGUCUUAAGAACAUUACCGAAAUGGUGAAAGGUGUGAAAGAAAUGGGUAUGGAAGUUUGCGUCACUUUGGGUAUGAUUGACGGUGACCAGGCGAAACAGCUGAAAGAUGCUGGUUUGACAGCAUACAACCAUAAUGUUGAUACCAGCCGUGAAUUUUAUCCCAACGUUAUCACAACGAGAUCGUAUGAUGAGCGUCUCAAGACACUAGCUCAUGUUCGCGAUGCAGGUAUCAACGUCUGUUCUGGUGGUAUUCUUGGUUUGGGAGAAACUUCUGAGGAUCGAGUUGGUCUUCUUCAUACGGUUUCUACGCUCCCUUCUCACCCCGAGAGCUUUCCUGUCAACGCCCUGGUUCCUAUCAAGGGUACACCAUUGGGAGAUACACCGCCUAUUCCAUUUCCUAGCAUAUUGAGAACGAUUGCGACUGCGAGAAUCAUUAUGCCUACAACAAUUAUUCGAAUCGCUGCUGGACGAAAGACCAUGACAGAGGAAAAGCAAGCACUUUGCUUCAUGGCCGGUGCUAAUGCCAUUUUCACUGGUGAGAAGAUGUUAACGACAGAUUGUAAUGGUUGGGAUGAGGACAGUGCAAUGUUUGGUAGAUGGGGAUUGGUUCCGAUGAAAAGUUUUGACAAGAAACCCGUGGAAUUUGCUAAUGAUAUAUCAGUGCCGCAAGAGCAUAGACCCUAG